Messenger RNA from Durio zibethinus, 1887 nucleotides. The record is from RefSeq and is a predicted model, not a curated record. NCBI's taxonomy places the organism in Eukaryota, Viridiplantae, Streptophyta, Magnoliopsida, Malvales, Malvaceae.
GCAAGCCCACCACUAAAUCUUAUUUAGACCCCAGCCGCGGCCCGCGAAACUCUCUCGGUCUGGUUUUUCCUUCCAUUUUCUCUAGAAACAAACACCGUUCAUACCAGAAGUAACUACAUCCACCCGUUCGUAUAAUCAAGCGCCUCCGCCCCUCCCCUCCCUCAUUUUUCCUGCUUCUUCUCUCCACAUUUUCUCGAAAUAGAUAUAUACUUUUCUUUCCUUUUUUUUUAACACUAAAUUUUCCACCAAAUCUUUCUCUCUCUCUCUCCCAGUUUCUCAAAUUCAGAUCUAUUUCGCAUUGUUUUAGUUUUAGGAUUUUCAUAUUUGUGAUUCGAUGAGUCGCUACGAUUCUAACCCUUUCGACGAGGAAGAGGUCAAUCCUUUCUCGGACCCGGCAGUUAGUAAAGGAUCAGGGCAUUCAAAUUAUGGUGGAGGUGCCUUUUAUACUACAAUCUGCGAAAGAAAAAAAAAUGGUGGCAGAUAGAGAGAAUCCUGGUAGUGUUCUUCCUGCAACAUCAAGGCUUUCACCCCUUCCUCCUGAACCAUAUGACCGUGGUGCAACAAUAGAUAUUCCUCUUGAUUCUGCCAAGGCUUUAAAAGCAAAGGAAAAGGAACUUCAAGCGAAAGAGGCUGAACUGAAAAAGCGAGAACAGGAAUUGAAAAGGAAGGAGGAUGCAAUAGCACGAUCUGGAAUAGUAAUAGAGGAGAAAAAUUGGCCACCAUAUUUUCCUAUUAUUCAUCAUGACAUUGGAAAUGAAAUACCAAUCCACCUACAAAAGCUGCAGUAUGUUGCUUUCACAACAUUGUUAGGUUUGGUUCUCUGUCUCUCAUGGAAUAUAGUAGCUGUUACCACAGCCUGGAUAAAGGGAGAAGGUCCAACAAUUUGGUUUCUUGCCAUCAUAUAUUUCAUAUCUGGCGUCCCUGGAGGCUAUGUGUUGUGGUAUCGCCCUCUUUAUCGCGCUAUGAGGACUGAUAGUGCAUUGAAGUUUGGAUGGUUUUUCUUGUUUUACUUGUUGCAUAUUGGCUUUUGCAUCUUUGCUUCAGUUGCUCCUCCAAUUAUUUUCAAGGGAAAGUCCCUUGCAGGUAUUUUGCCUGCAAUAGAUCUCUUGAGCAAACAUGCUUUAGUGGGGACAUUCUACUUUAUUGGUUUUGGAUGUUUUUGCGUUGAAUCACUUCUCAGUAUCUGGGUUAUUCAGCAAGUUUACAUGUAUUUCCGAGGUAGUGGCAAAGCUGCCGAGAUGAAGCGUGAGGCUGCAAGGAGAACCAUGAUGGCAGCACUAUGAGACAAGGCUGUAGCAGAAGAUGGUAUUCGCAAGUGAACAUGGAUUUGUCCAACAAGUUGCCAUUACUUCAGUCACUUGUUCUUCUCAUACCAUUGGUGGCUCUCUUGCCUAUUCAUUUUAUUGAUUUGUUCUUUAAAAAUAUUUGUGGAAUGAAGGAUCUUGACAAAUCAGAUAGUCGGGUACAAUGACGAUCAAAGUUUGUGGUUAGAUACGCAGUUUAUUUUACCAGGCUAACCUUUAACAUUAGUUUUGCGCAUAUUUCAGUGCUUUUACACAUAGAAUGAUUCAUAUGCUAAAUCUCUGCUUCCCAAGAUGAUGGGUGAAGAAAUGCAGAUGCAGUGAUCUGUUGCUUUGCACGCAGAGACGGAUUUUCUUUGACUCAUGACACAUUUGUAUGGGAUCUAUAGGAUUUAAUGUCUAUUAAACAAAUCAAAAAGAGUUCUCGAAUGGCUUCCAAUUAAAAUUGAUUGAAAUGUCCUUCCUAUCGUCAUACAAAUGAAAAAAAAAAAAAUUAAGGUUUUAAUUGGACUCAUAGACCAAUAUGAUGUAUUGACCAAACUCAACCAUAGUUUAUAAUUUAGUCUUCCUGUAACAAAGUAUUGAU